AUGCUCCGAACCAUUGCAGGGCAUGGAUGGAGAUCACAUUCUAGUAAACCUGCUCAAAACAUACAUAUAAGCAAACCUGGAGCUGGCUUUAGCUUUGAACUUACUGAUGAACAGAAAGAGUUUCAAGCUACUGCUCGUAAGUUUGCCGUGGAGGAAAUUAUUCCUGUUGCUGCACAAUAUGACAAAAGUGGAGAGUAUCCUCUUCCGCUCAUAAAACGAGCUUGGGAACUUGGUCUUAUAAAUUCACACAUACCAGAAAGCUGUGGUGGUCUUGGCCUUGGCAGUUUUGAAGCAUGCCUUAUUACGGAAGAGUUAGCUUACGGAUGUACAGGGGUUCAAACUGCCAUUGAGGCAAACUCCCUAGGGCAAAUGCCAGUAAUCAUUGCAGGAAAUGAGCAUCAGCAGAAAAAAUACUUAGGAAGAAUGACAGAGGAACCAAUGAUGUGUGCUUACUGUGUAACAGAGCCUGGAGCAGGCUCUGAUGUGGCUGGUAUAAAAACAAAGGCUGAGAAGAAAGGAGAUGAAUAUGUUAUUAAUGGUCAGAAGAUGUGGAUCACAAAUGGUGGGAAAGCAAACUGGUAUUUUUUGCUUGCUCGUACCAAUCCAGAUCCAAAAGCUCCUGCAAGCAAAGCCUUUACUGGAUUCAUUGUGGAAGCAAAUAGCCCUGGAAUCCAAAUUGGAAGAAAGGAAAUGAAUAUGGGUCAGCGCUGCUCUGAUACAAGAGGUAUUGUCUUUGAAGAUGUGAGAGGUCCCAAAGAAAAUGUAUUAAUAGCUGAGGGAGCUGGCUUUAAAAUCGCAAUGGGAGCUUUUGAUAAGACCAGACCACCCGUAGCAGCUGGUGCUGUUGGGUUAGCAAAAAGAGCACUCGAUGAAGCUACUAAAUAUGCUUUGGAGAGAAAAACCUUUGGGAAACCAAUCGCUGAACACCAAGCAGUGUCUUUCAUGCUUGCUGAAAUGGCAAUGAAAGUGGAACUGGCUAGGAUGGCUUACCAAAGAGCUGCGUGGGAAGUUGAUGCUGGUCGCAGGAAUACCUACUAUGCUUUCAUUGCAAAGGCAUUCACGGGUGAUGUUGCAAACCAAGCAGAUACAGAUGCAGUACAGAUUUUUGGAGGAAAUGGAUUUAAUACUGAAUAUCCUGUAGAAAAACUAAUGAGAGAUGCUAAAAUCUACCAGAUUUAUGAGGGAACUGCUCAGAUUCAAAGGAUGAUCAUAGCUCGUGAACAUGUUGGCAAAUACAAGGCUUAAAGAAAUGUAUCAGGCAAUCUGGUGCUGCUGUAGUGUUCUGUGUUCUCAUGGAAGAGGAUGUUAGUGCAUUUCUCAAUACAAUUAGAAAGGUGUGGGAAAACCCCUUUGCCUUCAAAAUCUUUGUAUUGCGUACACGAUUAAGCACUACUUCUGUACUCCCCAUCCAUUCUUUUACUUCGUUCCUCCUGACUAACAAACUUGGUGUUUUCUAAACAUUUCUGAAUUUCAAAGUGAUUGGUUGUCAUCUUUCCCCACUCACUCUCUUUCACUCAGAUCUUUGGCUUUUGGUGGGAGAAGAGGUAAAUACUUCCCUGUAGAAUUUACAUGAUCAAAAGAGUGAACAAAAUUCAGAUUCUUUUAAUUAUGUUUUUUUUGUCUGUGAAGGCAUUCAGCAUGUAACAAGGAAUUGGAUUUUAGGUGUUUCUCUAUUGUUUAUAAUGACACAGAUUUGCUCCCACUGUUUUAGCACUGGAGUUCAGGUGGAUAUCAAAUUAAUAAAUCUCAGAGCAAUUUAAAAAAGCAAUUCUGCUUCCUCAGGUAUACCAUGUUGCAGCACAUGGUCUCUCACUUACUAAAAUAAAUAUGACAACACUGUGGUUUUGUGGUCUUUAGAAACUUGCAUCUUUUAAAAAAAUUGAAAGUGAAUACAUAUUGACUUCUGGACCUUUCAGAAACAUACAUUCUCAUAAAUUACAACACAGAUAGAUGUUAAUUUUCUCAAAUGGUGGCUGGAUUGCUACUUGCAGAUUAUCUAUAUUUUACACGUGUCCAUGAGUCAGUAUGAACAAAAACUAGUUUUUGUUUUCAAAAGAUAGAGCAUAAUAGGACUUCUUUUCUGUGACUUAACCAUCUUAUUCACCUGAGUCCAGCAGACAGAAAUUGUCAUUCAAUGCGUUUAUCUCUAUGCCUCAAAGAAACCUCUAACAUUUAUGAAGAAAAUGCUUGUUUUCUUGUGCCUUAAGCAAGACUUCUUCUUUAUGGAUGAAUGUUAAGUACGGUUCUUGUGGAAUACAGGUAUAUGUUUUUAUCAUAGUGGGAAAAAAGAAGCAUGAUCAUUCAAUUUUAUACAUGUUUUCAUUUUAACUGAUGCCAUGUGAAAGAAGUAGGAAACUGCCUUAUUUUCAGUUAUAACAAUGCUGUUCUAAACUUGGAUAUUACUCCAAAAGCCCAAAUACGAUAAGGGGCAAGAAAUGAGAACCUCACAACACAAUGUUUUUUCACUGUAAAAUUAGAUGUUCAAAAUGUUAUUUCUGACAGGCAUUGCUGCAUUCUAAUAAAAAACUAUUUAUAAGCAG
Aptenodytes forsteri (emperor penguin) is the source of this 2540-nucleotide messenger RNA. RefSeq names its product medium-chain specific acyl-CoA dehydrogenase, mitochondrial. NCBI's taxonomy places the organism in Eukaryota, Metazoa, Chordata, Aves, Sphenisciformes, Spheniscidae. The record is from RefSeq and is a predicted model, not a curated record. Gene Ontology annotation, cellular component: mitochondrion. Gene Ontology annotation, biological process: fatty acid beta-oxidation; medium-chain fatty acid catabolic process. Gene Ontology annotation, molecular function: flavin adenine dinucleotide binding; medium-chain fatty acyl-CoA dehydrogenase activity. The coding region runs from base 1 to 1245 and encodes 414 amino acids. The transcript is spliced from 12 exons.